AGCUAGCUACAGAUACCGAAUACCAUCAAGCGGAACGACAAUCGUUGGGGAAAUUUCACCAGACGGACUUAUUCUCAUGUGACACCGAUGGUACAUUUUCCUGAGCGCAACGCUGAACAGAAAAUUCUAACAGAUGCCUUUCGACGGAAAACCUGCAACGCUGGACGUGAUAGCAUGGCAGAGGAAAGGCUGCUGUUUAUAGAUAUUGAACCAAACUCAAACAGCUCAGGUCCUGUCGACGACAGAGCUGAGAAGCCCCUCGACACUUUCAGAUUUAACUUCCUCCCUGACAACGCUCCAGCACUUCAAGAGAAACCAUCUCCAUCAGUCAAACCAGGAGUGAGCCAAAUAUCCUCUACAGGACAGGGCGCUGCUUUUGCCUUCAACUUUCAAUUUCCUCCUGUGGAAAACAUGGAGACGACAGAGAGCCCAGACAUUUCCUCUCCAAGCAGGCAACACGGUGUCCAAGAGGAAAAGCCUUCCCCACUGCAGGAGGUCAACUCUCCACCUGAGCCGUCAGCGGAAAAAUCAAAAGCGAAGAAGAAGAAGAAGAAAUCUGGAAAGAAAAACCUCUCUGACAGCGCGGAGGCACAGCAGACGGCAAGUCCAGCUGAGGGGAGUCAAGGCGGCAAAGACGCAGAGCCGAGUGCAGAGGAGCAGCUGAACAGACAGCUGGACUGGUGCAUGGAGCAGCUGGAAUUGGGAAUGGGGUCCCAAAAGAGUACACCAAAACAGAAAGAGGAAGCCUCUCGUGGCCUGAAGACUCUACGGAGCUCGAAAGCUCCUCUGGCCAAGAAGAGGCAGGUGAUGAGAGCCAUGACCGGAGAUUACAGGAAAAAAAUGGAUGAGGAGAAGAGCAAGCAGUACAAACUCAUUCAGAGUGAAAUUGCUUCAGCUCAGGUCAAAGUUGUUUCAGAUUCUCCAAAGAAGUCAUUUUUCCACCGGAGAGCUGAGGUCAAAAAGCAGACACCAGCCACAGAGGAGAACCUGGAUGCUGCCCAGGAUACAGACCUGAAAGCACAGACGCAGGAGCAGACGUCAGCUUUUGUCUUUACUUCAUCAAAGGAGGAGUUUCACUUCAAUUUUCUCUGAUUUGCACCCAGGAGACACCAUACGUCAUGUUGGACUGUGACUGUGGGCUGCAUUGGAAAUAAUGGGAGAAAAACAACUGCUUUUAGCUGUUUUAGCUGCAUGUAGCGAAUAUCUAAAUAAAGGAUUUUGUUUUUAUAAAAAGUUGCUUGGUAAUUAUUGCUUUUAUACAUGUCAAACCUCUGAAGGGGUAGUUAGUAAGUGGCAGUCUGAAUAUGAACAUUUAUAUUCACAACAUCAUCCCCAAAUACAUUUAUUAGUUGAGAAAAUGUUUUGUGAACAGUCACUUAAUCAUAGCAUUACAGUGCCAUUCAUUAGUUAGCUUGUGACAACCCAAAUAAAGCUGUCUACUUGUGACCAAUCUUUAGUUUGGACUGUGAGUUUAUCUCGUAUCCCUGAUCUGCUGAUUCAUCAGAUAUUUUUAGGGAUCCCUUGAGGGG
Anarrhichthys ocellatus (wolf-eel) is the source of this 1529-nucleotide messenger RNA. RefSeq names its product chromosome unknown C8orf33 homolog (gene cunh8orf33). Bases 88 to 1092 code for a protein of 334 amino acids. The record is from RefSeq and is a predicted model, not a curated record. The transcript has 7 exons. Lineage: Eukaryota; Metazoa; Chordata; Actinopteri; Perciformes; Anarhichadidae.